UAUUCUGUAUGCAUAUGACUGCUGCAACAAUCAAGCCAAAAACAAACAUCUUUACGUUCGUUGUAGAGAGGGCCAGACACACCGCGUUAUUGGCAACAUAGUGCCCAACCCACGGGGCCAUCACCACCCGUGCACAAGGCUACAAGCGCCCCCACCCUGCCGACGGCAACAGCAGCCUCGUUUUUUUCGAUCGCGAUCAAGGCUCGUUUUUGUGUUCCCCAGCAACACCGACACCCCAAAAGCAGCAGAGAGCAAGAUGCCCAAGGACGCGGAAGCCGAGCGUCUCAAGAAGAUGAAGAAAAUGUCUCGUGUUCUUGGGAUCAACAUCCAUCAGGUGGCUGCGAUGCUCGAGAAGCAAGAGAGGGCCGCCAACGGCGAAAUAGACGAGGAGGAGGAGACCCCGCCGGCCGCCGCCGCCGCCGCCACCCCCGCCGCUGCCGCUGCUGCAAGUCCCGAGAACGAUGACCCUUUCUCGAAGUUCAUGCGCGAGCAGAACGGCGGCGCGCAAGGCGAAGGGGCGGGGGCGGGGGCGGCGGGAUCCGAUGCCGCUUCGUCGGCGGUUACAACUAAACCUUCGGCGAAAAAGAAGGACGAGGAGAUGCCUCCUUGUACCGUGCUCUUCAUCGGCGGCACCGAUUGGACCGCGCUCGGCCGUCGUCCGACGGAGGGGGACAUCCUUUGCCCCAAGCGACUGCUGUCGUUCCCCAAGAAGAUCAAGUUCGUUGCCUCCGGCCCGACCGCGUGUCAUAGCGUGUGCAUCGACGUACAGGGAGGGGUGUACACGUGGGGCCGAAAUGAGUUCGGGGGCCUGGGGCACGGGGACACCGCUCCGCGAGCCCACCCGACCCUCGUGGCGGCGUUGAGCGGGACGAGGAUGAAGCAGGCCAGCUGCGGGAAGACGCACACGGGCAUCUUGGCGGAAAAUGGGACGCUGUACAUGAUGGGAGGAGGCAAGCUUGGACAGCUGGGGUUGGGCCGAGCGGUAGAGUCCUGCACGGAGCCGAAGGCGGUGGAAGUGCCAGGCGGGACUGUUGAGAAGGUGGCGUGCGGCGCGGAGUUCACGGCGAUAAUCGACAACCGAGGGCGGCUGUUGACGUUCGGGUCGCCGCAGGACGGGCAGCUUGGGGGCGGGACGACGGGGGAGUUCAUCGAGAAGGCCGGGAAGAUAUCUUACGAUCUGGUGCUGGCUCCGGCUGUGGUCUCCACGUUCUUUUCUAAGGACGCUCGCACAAAAGCUAUAGAGGAGUUUCGCGGAGUGGAGCUGGCGGACAUCGCCUGCGGGAAGAGCCACGGGGUUGCCGUGGAGAAGGGGCCGCGGGCACGUGUCUUCACGUGGGGCUUUGGAGGGUACGGGAGGCUCGGGCACGCCUGCCAGGACCAAGAGCUCCGGCCCCGGAUGGUGGACGUCCUUGCCCGCAUGACCCACCUCAAGGUCACCAAGGUGGCCGCCGGCGCCGGGUGCUCGCUGGCGAUCACCGAGAACGGCCACCUGUUCUACUGGGGGAAGCUGCCCAACGCGCCCCGGGGAGAAGCGACCAUGUACCCCAAGAUCGUAGAAGACCUGUCGAACUGGCAGACGCGGUCGGUGGCCGGCAGCAACGGGGCUCUCCUGGUAGCGGCGGAGACGAGCACGAUCUCUUGGGGGACGAGCGUGGCGGGAGAGCUCGGAUACGGAGAGGACAUCGGCACGCCUCGCACGUCGACGAAGCCCAAGCUGGUGAACGCGCUGGAGGGGCUUACGGUGAUGCAGGUCGCCAUGGGUCUCGGCCACAGCCUUCUUCUCGCAGAAGAGAACGAGAAGUCGCAGGCGAUCUUGAAGGGGCUAGGGGAAUGCGUCCCCUUCGAGGGCGACGGCGGCGGCGGCGGUGCGGAGGAGGAGGAGGAGGAAGAGGAAGAGGGACCGCCGGCCAAGAAAAGGAGGGGGAGGCCUGCGGGGAGCAGUAAAAAGGGCGGCAAGGGGAGCUCCAAGAAGGGGGCGGCGGGUGCCAAGGGCAAGGGGAGGGCGAAGCGGUGAUGAUUGUUUUUUGUCUAAGUUUCCAUUGCGUAGCAAGUAGACGGCGUGCGGCGACGCGAGUCACAGGUGCUUGUAUCGACGGGCGAAUUGUCACCGAUGCUUAUGAACUUGGUGUUAAAAGUGCGGGGAGACUCUACCCUUGCUUGUAUCGAGUGAACUGCGCUCGCACCAACAGUAGGUGGAACUUACGUCCUUGUUGGGGAUAUUGUAAAAUGCUUGCAUCCUUGUUUGUGCCCUGGUUGCGUGUGCCCCUCCCUCUCCACGACGCGCUGUAGAAGCACGCCAUGGAAAUAGUCAGCCUUAGCGCAGCUGGAGAAUGGCGGUUGAAAAACACCGGACCGCCCAGACGAAUGUCCGUACAAGCAUUUGCGCAGAAGAUAUGCAUACCAUGAACAAGAUCGGGUUCAGGACUGAUGUCGAACGGCAGACAAGCCUUGACUGGUUGCAGCUUGUGCUGGGGGCUAAGGUCGUUCUCGGAGUCGCUAUGGUCUGUCUCAGGACCCUGGCUCGAUCGGGGCAGGAGAAACUGAAGGAUGUUUUUUCGUGUUUCGGUGGUGACACGAUACCCUCCUCCGAAAUAGUCGGUAAACCUAUUAGACUACUGUCGCAUUGCAUUCGGGUGUGGGUGGGCGGGCAGUUUGGUGCUUCACCGCGAAUGCACGCGCUGUUGUGCGUCAAUUGCGGGCCACUCUGUGAAUGGCGAAGUUGGUGCGUCAACGGUCGCGUGUGUUUGGCGACCUCCCGGCUGCUUGAUUUUGACGCAAGUACGCACGGAGGAUGGCGGCCGACUUGUUUGUGCAAAAGAAAGUGACCCCCGUUUCGGUAUCUGUUGCUCUUCAGAGCAUGUUUAGUUUCAUGACAACCGCUUGAUUCCCGAGACCGUCACAGCAAUAGAGCUUGGGUCUCUCUCGGCUUUGUGUCUGGCUGUCUGUCAUUGAUUCAGUAGUGGUACGUGAACAUGUCAAUCCACACAACUCAGCACAAGUUCAAAUAAGAAACUACUUCGAAAGAUUG
Molecule: messenger RNA, 3028 nt
Organism: Ectocarpus sp. CCAP 1310/34
Lineage: Eukaryota; Phaeophyceae; Ectocarpales; Ectocarpaceae
Source: the annotation of a GenBank genome assembly